Messenger RNA from Olea europaea var. sylvestris, 1562 nucleotides. Its product is annotated as cytochrome P450 CYP72A219-like. The coding region runs from base 39 to 1562 and encodes 507 amino acids. The transcript has 5 exons. Gene Ontology annotation, molecular function: oxidoreductase activity, acting on paired donors, with incorporation or reduction of molecular oxygen; iron ion binding; monooxygenase activity. The record is from RefSeq and is a predicted model, not a curated record. NCBI's taxonomy places the organism in Eukaryota, Viridiplantae, Streptophyta, Magnoliopsida, Lamiales, Oleaceae.
AAAUAGUUGGCGGGAGUGAGAAAAAUAUAUGGAGUUCAAUGUUGUUCAUUACAGCAUUUCUGAUAUUGGGAUGGAGAAUUAUGGAUCGGAUUUGGCUUAAACCUAAGAAGAAGGAGAGAAUGCUUAAGCAGCAAGGCUUCAAAGGGAACCCAUAUACCCUGACCAGGCUUCUGUUUGGAGACGUAAAAGAGAACUCAGUCGAAUAUGCUGAAGCCUUGCGAAAGACUAUCAAUAUUCACGACGAAGCUGUUCCCCGUGUCAUGCCCUUCGUUCACAAAACCAUUGAAAAAUACGGUAAAAUGUCGUUCAUGUGGGUUGGACCGAGACCUCGGGUGCUCAUUAUGGAUCCUGAGUUGAUGAAAACAGUGAUGAGUAAAUACAAUAUUUUCAAAAAGAAUUUUAAGGUAACCAAUAAUAUAGUACAAACACUUAUUAGUGGAAUCCUUAAUCAAGAGGGAGAAGAAUGGAGCAAAAACAGAAAGACUCAAAAUCCAAUUUUCCAACUGGAAAAAAUUAAGCAAAUGAUACCUGCAUUUCAAGUAAGCUGCGAUGAAAUUGUGAACGAAUGGAAGAACUUGGUGUCGAGCUCCAAGGAUGGCUCCUGUGUGGUGGACGUGAUGUCUCAUAUAGAAGUCUUGACCACUAAAGUAGUGUCCCGAACUUUAUUUGCCACUGACUAUGCUCAGGAUAAAAGGAUCUAUGAAAUUCUUAAAGAAUUGACUGCUAUUGCGAGACAGACAACCCGAAUAGUUGAUUUACCGGGAGCAAAGUAUCUUCCCACUAUGACAAAUCGAAGGUCAAAACAGAUAAAAAAUGAACUAAGAAAAUCAUUUUCGAUUCUGAUAAAUGAAAGAGCAAAGGCAAUUAAGGCAGGAAAAACCACGGAGGAUAACUUCUUUCAUGUGUUGUUGGAAUCUGAACUCGCAGAAGCUCAUGGAAUCAAGAAUAUGGAUGAUUUGAUUGGAAAUGUUCAGUUAUUUUACUUCGCAGGACAUGAGACCACCACAGCUAUGCUCGUUUGGACCAUGAUUUUACUUAGUAUCCAUCAAAAUUGGCAAGAACGUGCAAGACAAGAGGUUUUUCAAGUCUUCGGAGACCGCAAACCUGAUUAUGAAGGGUUAAGUCAACUGAAAAUUACAACAAUGAUUUUCAAUGAGGUAUUACGGCUGUAUCCACCAAUUGUUGAACUGUCUAGACUGGUUGAAGAAGAAACAAAGUUAGGACAAUACACUAUCCCAGCCGAUACACUAUUGAUGUUGCCAAUAAUCAUACUUCACCGAGACACAGAAUUGUGGGGCGAAGAUGCAAAUGAGUUUAAACCAGAAAGGUUCGCUGAAGGAGUAUUGAAAGCAACAAAUGGGCGCCUUGCAUUUUUCCCAUUCGGUUCAGGUCCCCGAGUGUGCAUUGGACAGAACUACUCUCUAUUGGAAGCCAAACUUGUCUUGGCAAAUAUUCUGAGCAACUUCUCCUUUGAGCUUGCACCAACUUAUACACAUGCUCCCUAUGUUAUUUUUACUGUGCAACCACAAUACGGUGCUCCACUCAUUCUGCACAAGAUUUAG